This is a messenger RNA of Physella acuta, 1492 nucleotides long. RefSeq names its product growth arrest-specific protein 2. Gene Ontology annotation, biological process: actin crosslink formation. Gene Ontology annotation, molecular function: actin filament binding; cytoskeletal adaptor activity; microtubule binding. Lineage: Eukaryota; Metazoa; Mollusca; Gastropoda; Physidae. The record is from RefSeq and is a predicted model, not a curated record. Gene Ontology annotation, cellular component: actin filament.
CAAAAGACAAUGACAAUGGCAGGUUGGGUAGUGUCAACAGACAACGCGUUCCAAACACCAGUUUAGAGCUCAUCACAGAAAUAGCAUUUUGAACAGACUUUGAAACGAAACAGAUCUAUAAUCACAAUAGAGUAGUAUUUUUAAAAAUUGCUGACAGCUAAUAUAGAGUCGGGCAUUUCUAUGAACAGAACUGUUAAGUUUUAGGCUAGUUAAAGCUUAGCUUCUAUCUAGUCUACGUAACUUACUUAGAUCUAUCUAAUUUUAAAUAAAUAUUCAAUAAAAAAUGGCCGCUGUACUGUUGACCUAUCUUGCCUGCCGUCAACACCAAUUUAUAGUUAUACUGUAGAAUCUUUAAAAAAAAUAUAAUGUGAACAACUAUUAGCCUAUCUUUAAAUAAUAUUUGUUAUCAUCAAAACACGUUUUGACAUGCUGAUUGCAGUGGACGUCAGAAAUGGACACUUCUGAAGGAUCCAAAUCUAAGUUAUUAAAAACUGAGAACAACAUUGCUAAUAAGCAAAAGACCCCAAAAGUAACUAGUGCUAGAGCAGUUUCAUAUCAUGAAAUGGCAGAUGAUCGUCUACUGCAAAAACGAACACAGCUGCAGAGAGAACUGUUAGCAUCACUCAAAGAAGAUCUUUCUGACUGGAUCAAAGAAAUGAUAGGCAGCCAUAUCAACCUCAGUGCUGAUAACUUCAUACAUGAUCUGGACACUGGGACCAUCUUGUGUCAGAUUUGUUUGAAGAUAGAACAGCAAGCUAGCAUAUGUGCCCAGCAAGGAACUUAUACUCAGCCACUGCCUAGCUAUAAAAUCUACUGUAACAAGCAUGCUAGAUCUGGGUCUUGGUUUGCCAGAGACAAUACCACACAUUUCUUGAACUGGUGCCGAGCUUAUGGCAUGAUUGAGGAGGCUUUGUUUGACACUGAGGACUUGGUUACCCACCAUAAAGAAAAGAAUGUGAUAGAUUGCCUAAUGGAGCUGGCACGAAUAGGUGUCAGGUUUGGCCUGAAGCCACCAAGGUUUAUAAGUCUGGAGCAAGAAUUGCAACAUGAGCUGAGCCUAACCUCGGUCACAUCAUUAGAUGACCUGUUUUUGUCUCCAGCCUCAGUGUCCAGUGAAGAUUUAAAUGUCUCCCUGCACUCAGAUUCUUCUCUACACACCCAGGUUGAUAGAUUGAGCAAGGCGUACAAAACAGAGAAUAAAGUCCAUAAGAUCACUGAAGGGCAGUACCUUGUGUAUGGGAAAAAGAUGUUAAUCAGACUGUGCAGGAACAAGCAACUGAUGGUGAGGAUAGGUGGAGGCUGGGAGACAUUUGAGAGUUACCUGAUGAGCCACGCCCCAAUCUUGUCCUCGGAUGACUCCUGUGAGACCGUCCAACAAAGUAAAUCCUAUUUUAUACACAGAACCAGUAACUCCAGUAUGGUGAGGGGCAAGAAAAAAGCCAAACUCUUCUCUAAAAGUUUCCAAUAAAACAAAAGUAGUUCACAUACAAUG